GGGGCUACGGCCAGGGAGACGGGAAAGGACGCAGGGUGCGGGGGAGUGGGGCAGGGCCAUGCAGGGGGCUCACCAUCCUUCUGGGUCUCUGGUCGUUGAGUAACUGGCCCUUCCCCAGCUUCUCUCCCCUGUUCUCCAGGGGAGCAGGGUCAGGGUCUGUCCUACCCUAGAUGCUGCCAAGCCAGCUGUGUCCUCAGCAUGACCCCCAGUAAGACUGGAGAGAGGGUGACAGGUGGGCUGCGGGCACUCUGCAAAUCAGGCCCAUGUCACCAGGUGCUCACUGCCUGAGCCCAGACCAAGGAAGGCUUGAGGACUUCAAAGACACGCAAGGGCCCUUUGUUGAGGCCAGAAUGAUUUCCUGGAGGAAUGCCCUAGAGGCUGACCCCUCCCAAGGGGGCUUGGGGUAGGGGGAGUCCCAAUACAGAGCUGGUGGCCUAAUAGCAGGAAGAACCACCGUGGGUUGCCACCCAUAGAUCGUUCUGUUUCCAUGGGAAUUGUUUGCCUCCCUUGGAAUCUGUGGUGCAUGCUGCAGCUCACUAAAUCCAAACCAAAGAUCUGUUUCUUAUCUCUACCCCGUCAUUGCCUGGCUCCAGGGACGACUUGCCCCAGCGACCUGGAGGCAAUUACAUUCCUGGAGUAAAGCAUGUUAAUCAUUGUGUCUAGAAACUUGUCAACCCACUCGAGAAUGUGAUGCCUGAUCAAUAAAUAUGAGAGGUGCCGUUCCAGCACCACUCUAGAGCUGGUGUGCCUCGAGUCCCCUGGCUGGCCCACUCAGGUCUUCGGUAUCUCAUCGCGUCGCCUCCUUUGUCUGUGGGUUGGAGACGGGGAGGAGGCCGACAGACCACUAUGAGCCAGGGUUGGAUGGCGCUCCGUGAAUCUCCCCUAUAAGUAAGCAGUCCAGAGAUGUGGGGCGCACCUGGGCAUAUCCUCUAUUACAGCCUUCCCCUCACCACUCUGGGAGGCAGUGGGACCCUUGGCAACACCCUGACGGCUGCAGAACCCCAGGACCGCGAGCUGUGAGCCCGCAGCGAUGGCGGCCCCCCGGCACCCGGUGUCGGUGCGCGCAUCUGCUCUGGUGCAGACAGCGCGGUUCCAGACGUUCGCCUUCUCUGUGCGCUGGUCCGACAACAGCAACACCUUCGUGCGCAGGAGCUGGGACGAAUUCAGGGGGCUCCAUAGGACGCUGAAGGAGAGCUUCCCGGUGGAGGCAGGCCUGCUGAGGAGAUCCGACCGCGUUCUCCCCAGGCUUCCCGACGCCUUGCUGCUGUUGCGCCGAGGGCGCGUGGGCCGCGGCUUGGAGCGCCUGCGGCUGCUGGAGGACUAUCUGCGGACGCUGGUGGCGCGCGUGUCCCGGAGCCCAGUGCUCACCGACUUCCUUGCGCCGCACGCCCUGGACCUGGAGCCCGCCCUGCCUCCCGGCAGCCUGGUGAUCCUGCCCGCACCGGAGGAGCCCCCAGCGCACCCCGCUGGCAGCCCUUCCAUCCGUGGCCUGGAGCCCCAAAGCCUGCGCUGCCUGCAGCCCUUCCACACGCGGGACACGCGGGGUCGGCCGUUCCACGCGCAAGCCCAAGAAGCCCUAGAUGUGCUGCUGCGACACCCCUCAGGAUGGUGGCUGGUGGAGAACGAAGGCCGGCAGACUGCAUGGUUUCCGGCUCCGUACCUGAAGGAGGCGGGCCCGGGACCUGGAAGGGACAGAGAGCUGUGGACCCUGGCCUUUGGUCCUUCGGCAACGCCUAAAUGCCCACUCCCAGGGUCCCAGUUCUGUGCUUCCCGGGCCUACGAGAGCAGCAACGCGGACGAGCUUUCGGUGCCCGCGGGGGCACGUGUUGACGUGCUGCUAACGUCAGACCGUGGCUGGUGGCUGUGCAGGUUCGGCGCCCGCACUGGUCUCCUUCCCGCCCUGCUGCUGAGGCCUGACUGGCUGGGUGCGGUCCUGGGCAUCUCAGGGCUCCACCUCUGGGCUGACGGCAGUGCCAGCAAGGUCGGAAGGUCCCUGGAGUCCACACAGGCCACGACCCUUACCCCUGCCGUGCCCGUCAGACCCACGCUGGGGUUAAUUCAAAGCCGCUGUUGUACCAUUACCAGGAGGGUGCUGGGGCGGGACUCAGGGGGUCAGGGACCCCCUUGAAGGUGUGUGGAACCAAAUGGGGGGCCCUGCUGUGCACCGUAGGGCGUGACUGGUAGCAGCCAUCCCAUCCCAUCCAUGCUGGGCGGGAGAGCACCUGAGGUGGGGGUCUCCAGCUGGUACCGUUUCCCCCCAGUAAACCUCUCCUGAUGA
Manis pentadactyla (Chinese pangolin) is the source of this 2278-nucleotide messenger RNA. RefSeq names its product NADPH oxidase organizer 1 (gene NOXO1). Gene Ontology annotation, molecular function: superoxide-generating NADPH oxidase activator activity; phosphatidylinositol binding; protein binding. Lineage: Eukaryota; Metazoa; Chordata; Mammalia; Pholidota; Manidae. Gene Ontology annotation, biological process: superoxide anion generation. The record is from RefSeq and is a predicted model, not a curated record.